UUCUCCGCUGACGCCGUGAGGGACGGAUCGGGAGAUCGCGUUUUCUCUGAUAACGAUAUAUAUACGGAAUAAAACUAUAUAUGUAUUUAAGUUGAACGGAGUCCGAAAAGUUCAUUGAAAACAACGGACGAGAAGAAAUGAGAGAAAAGCAACGCGCGUCCCGUCGAUUUGGAACAGAAGGGGAGACGAGAAUUUAAAAAAUUUAAAUAACCCAGAAAGUGAUUCAUUCCAAUAAUUUAAAACUACGAAACCCAACUGUUCGGUGCGGUUUCCCUAAUCGAAAAUAAACCAUCCAGACGAUAUUUGAAAUCCAAAUUUUUCUUCUUCCAAUUGUUGUUGCGAUAAUUACGUCGAUUUUAAUAUUCGGACGAAUAUCUCUCACGGUCAUCGUUUUACACGUUCUCCAACUUUUUUAGUUUUUAAUUUUUUUCCCACAUUUUUAUCGCCACCUUUUGCCUGGACCGACGUUGAUACGAAAAUCGUCAACCGCGUUACUUUGCCACCAAAAAAAAAACCUUUGGUGUAUUUCAUUCCACGUAUUCUUUUGACCUCGAAUGUCACAGGUCUAUAAAUAGGGAAAGUGAGAUAGCGACACUCGAGUGAUUGAUAAAAAAUACAUACUCGAAAUGACGUAUUUAAUCGCAUCGAUAUACGAUGUUAUUUAAUAUCAUGGAGUUACGCGAGUUCACCAAAUCUUGACGAUAUACAACGUCGACGAUCCUCGUAUACGAUAUCAAAGCAAUAACACGAAGUACGAAUAAAUAUUAAACGAAUCGCGGUGUCCUGUAAUUGUUACAGCUCGAGUUCGUACAGUACCUCACAACACGGUACAUUUUACAUAAAACAAAAAUAAAGUAAAUCAUUUUUACUUCAGACACCGAAGAAUAUCAUCACGAAGUGUGGUAUUCGGUAGAGUGCUUUUUACUGUGGUUCUCAUUCCUAUUUCUUUUGCUUCCUCGUCAUUGAUAAAGAAAAACAAAAAAAAAGAAACAACCAUAAUUCUUGUGUGCUUUUGUGUGUGUCCUCGUUCGUAUCAAAGGAAUAGUAAUCGACAACGUAGUAACGACGAGAAAGAAAAAGUAAAGUGUAAUUUUUGAUAACAGUGGCAGAUUAAAUUUAUUUGUUGCCGAUCUUUAUUUUCGAGAGAACUAGUGGUUUUGAAGUUCCUUAACAGAGUAAAUCAAAAGUAAAGGAGAGUAAGCGUUACUACAAGUAAUUGAAAUCACGAGUGAUUUGUUUCGUUUUACUUGGAAGUAAAAUACAAGUGGAAUACAGAAAAAAGUGUUGGCAAAGCUGGGAUAUACCUACUAAUGAUCAUGAUAAUAGUUAGUGCUACUCUGGAGUCUAUUUAAAAGUUACUUUUGUUACUGUGUUUUACAUUAACAUCUUACUUCUAUAUUUUUUCUUCUUAAUGCAUUCAACUCCGUACAUAUCUUCCGUUGGAAUAGGGUAUAUAAAAAUUGUGUAUGUUUACGUAUAAAUUUUUCGAUGGCGUAUUUGCAGUAAAGUUACUGCGAUUACUUUUUUGUGGUUCCUGUUGUUAUUGUUGGUGGUGUUGUUGUUUUACUGUGAAAAAGAAGAAUAUUUUUUGUGACAGUGGAAUUCAGUUUUAUCUAUAUUGAUAAUCAAUAUUUUUUACCGCUGUACGAAAACAAAUUACAACAACGGAAAUCCCACUUCGAUCAAGAAUAGCUGAAGUACCCCUCAGGAUGGAGUGCCGUUGGGCUCGGCGGAAAGGCCUUUUAGGUUAUAUACUUUUCCUCCUUCUCCUGCUACUUCUCAGAGUCGGAAGUCACACGGUAGCUGCGAAAAAUUCUGAGAGGUACGACGCGGCGUACGAGUGCGAAGGUAAAACAUUGACCAUCGAGUGCGGCGAGGGCGAACUGAUUCACCUAAUAAGAGCGAACUACGGAAGAUAUUCGAUAACGAUAUGCAACGAACACGGGAACACGGAUUGGAGCGUCAACUGCAUGUCCCAUAAAUCGUACAGAGUCCUCUUCGACGAGUGCGAUCACAAACGGAAUUGCAGUAUCGUUGCAUCCACAUCAGAAUUCGGUGAUCCCUGUCCGAAUACCUUAAAGUAUUUGGAAGCACAUUAUCAGUGCAGAUCCGCUGCCACGACGACCAGCACUUCGCGUCCGAGUCCACCGUGGCUCAUAACUUCGCAGCCGAGUGUCUGGAGUACCGCUAAACCGACGGUCAGGCCACCGUCGAGAAUUACGGCCCCGCCGGUCCAACCGCCGCCACCUCCCGCGCCACCGACACCCGCGGUAAUCCCGACCACCUUGCCCAGUCCGACGACGACGUCGCAGCAAAAAGCGUCGGUGGACUCGCAGGAGCCCGUCUUCGAGGACGACACCUCGCCGCCCGUCAAGGGCGUUCAAGGACCCCCGGUGCCGCCCUCGGUGUCGGAAACCACUCAGAUAACGCCUACGACGUUUUACCCGUGGCGGACCAGCCGGAGGACGACGGUGCCGAGCACCCUGUGGCCGGAGUCCAGUUCGAACGGUCAAUGGCCCGACUACAACAGUCGUCACGUUUGUCUGCCGGUUAUGACGAGGAAUCUGUUCUGGAACACGACCAGGGCGGGCGACGUCGUGGUGCAGACUUGCCCCGGCGGUGCCACCGGGCUGGCCAGAUGGAAGUGCGUCCUUCGGGGCGACGGUGCCGACUGGUUUCGCGGAACGCCCGACCUCAGCGAGUGCCGUUCGGUGUGGCUCACGGCCCUGGAAAACCGCGUGAUAGACGGCGACGUUAUACUAAGCAUAAGCAGGGAACUGUCCCAGGUGACGAACAACAGCCGCGUACUGUACGGCGGCGACAUGAUGAUCACCACCAAGAUCAUUAAGAAUAUGGCCGAAAAAAUGGCCCAGAAUUUGAGGACCUACACGGACUUCAGACAGCAGGAGGUCACGGUGAGGGAGCUGCUCCAGGGCGUGAUAAGGACGGGCAGCAACCUCCUGGACAAGGCGCAGCUUCCCUCGUGGAAGGACCUCAGCCACCCCGAACAGAUGAGAGUGGCGACCUCGCUGCUAAUCGGACUCGAGGAGAACGCUUUUCUUUUGGCGAACGCGUUCGAACAGGAGAACACUAUAGUUCAGAAGGGGGAGAAUAUACUUGUUUCGAUCAGGGUGCUGGAGGCUCGUUCGAUCGAGGCUGACUUGGAGGUAUUUCCGAACCAGCAGACGCUGAGGGAAUGGACGGUGUCGGACGAUCGCGUCCAGUUGACGAAGGGCGCGCUAUUGGAGAACAGCGAGAACGGCGUGAUACGUCUGGUGUUCAUGGCGUUCGACAGACUCGAGGAGAUCUUGCAACCGCAGGCGGAAAUAUCGUCGCUAGUCGGCAACGACGAAUCGCAAGCGAGACCGAAGAAUACCACGAGGAUAUUGAACAGCAAGGUGAUAUCGGCGUCGCUCGGCAAAGGGAGACACAUACAGCUCUCAGAACCCGUCAAAUUGUACUUCAGACAUCUGACCGUUGUGAACGUCACGAACCCGACCUGCGUUUUUUGGGACUACAUAAUGAGCGCCUGGUCGGAGGAAGGUUGUCACAUUCACGCGACGAACUUCACCCACACCGUAUGCGAAUGCAAUCAUCUUACGAAUUUCGCCGUACUUAUGGACGUCCACGCGGUAAAACUCGACACGGCGCAUCAAGUCGCUCUCCAAAUAAUCACUUACAUCGGUUGCAUAAUAUCCGUGAUAUGUCUGGUAUUGGCGAUUUUGACCUUUCAACUGUUCCGAGGUCUCAAGUCCGACCGGACAACGAUACACAAAAAUCUGUGCGUCUGUCUUCUGAUAGCGGAGGUACUUUUCGUUUGCGGUAUUGGUCAGACCGACCAGAGAAUCGUUUGCGGCGUGGUGGCCGGACUUCUGCAUUUCUUUUUCCUCUGCGCUUUCGCCUGGAUGUUCCUCGAGGGGUUCCAACUCUACGUGAUGCUGAUCGAGGUCUUCGAAGCGGAGAAAUCACGACUUCGUUGGUACUACCUCGUGGCCUACGGUGUCCCGUUACUGGUGGUCGCUAUAUCCUGCAUAAUCGAUCCUCUGAGUUAUGGCACGGAUCGCUACUGCUGGUUGAGAGCGGAUAAUUACUUCAUCUUCAGUUUCGUCGGCCCUGUAAUCCUCGUGAUUUUGGCGAAUCUGGUGUUCCUAUCCAUGGCAAUUUACAUGAUGUGUCGUCACGCGAACACCGCUAUUUCCAUGAAAAGCAAAGAACAUUCGCGACUAGCCAGCGCAAGUGGAAAGGAAGAGAAUGCUCUUCCCAACAAAUUGCAAGCGCACUUGGCCUGGCUGCGCGGCGCGAUAGUUCUAGUAUUUCUGCUGGGACUCACGUGGACAUUCGGACUGUUGUACUUGAACCAAGAAUCCGUAAUAAUGGCCUACAUUUUCACGGUACUCAACAGUCUUCAAGGAUUGUUCAUAUUCGUUUUUCACUGUGUUCAAAACGAGAAGGUGCGAAAAGAGUAUCGUAAAUUCAAUCGGCGCCAUUCCUGGCUACCGAAGUGUCUACGGUGUUCGAAAACGGUGUCCGGAAAUUCGGCGGGCACUUCGGGUACGAGCGGUGGCGUAGCUGGUACCAACGGUGGGAAGGAAUUCGCCUCCCACAACACGUCGUCGAAUCCUUCGGCACCGACGACGGACAGCUCGGGAUUGUCGCCGCAUGCAGCAGCUAGUUACUUGGUGUCCGGGGGCGGUUGGGUUACGAAUGACAGACAGCCGUCAUCAGUACCGGCAACGGCGACAGCCAUCAAUACACCACGAGAAACUCCUUCGUCGGAUGCUCAUAUCGUAGCGACGCUGCCUCACGCCCGACACGCCUUUCCCUCAGCUCCUAAUAUCCCAAAAUCUGCCACCGCCACUUGGGGACCUCUUAACAAAAACCUCAUGUGGAAGAACAUUUCUUUUAAAUCGUGUUCCCGAGAUUCUGGUCACGGUGGAUCGGAGCAGGAAGAUUCGCCGCGAACACACAGUAGUACAAUGACUCUGGGUCACGGUCGUGCUGCGAAUCAUCGCGGUGAGCGAAGAAUAACAGGUGCCGAUAUCACCGAAGUUGUGAACUCGGCAACGCGUUCGGGUCGUCGCGCCGCGUCACCCUACAAUCACACGUACACGGAGAUACGCGACGGUCGUGGCGGCGGGGUCGGUGGUCACCAUCACCAAAUUCAUCACGGACAUCAUCACGGUCAGCACGUUCAUCUACCGCGUGGUCUGGUGGGCGGCGACGACGACCCGGUCUACGAGGAGAUAGAGCGAGGCGGAGGCGGCGUCGGCGGCGGUGAAAUUCAGGUGUCCGACAUGUCCGACGAGGACGGAAGGAGACAAAGCGACAUGAGCAGACAAUCGUCGAGGAGUUACGGCGAUCAUCGUCCCCUGAUACCGUAUUCUCCUGCGAACGACAGGAGCCUUAUUCAUUACGGUCAGACCAUAGAGAGAAAUAGCGCAGGCGUUCACUGCAAUCCGAAUUCGGAUUACAGUCCGGCCUCGCAAUUGGACAGAACGACGUCGAACAACAGCAGCAGUAGCAGCGGUAACAACUGUUGGGAGAAAAUAAGACGUCAACAGGCGAGGUACGAGCUCGGCGAGUUGUCGAGAUUACCCGGUAAUUACGGUCUGCCUCCUUUACAACAGGAUCACAGCAGAACCGUAGCCGUGUUGGACGGUCACACCGUAGUUUGUCAUUUACAACCUCAGACCGAUAUGUACACCGGGAGAAAUAUGCCACCACCUUCCUACAGCGAAUGUUAAAAAAGAUAUUGUUAAAAAGAAAUUAAUCAUUAUUAUUAAUAAUAUUAUAUUGACACUAUUAUAUUUUUAAAAUCAUUAUUCUUUCUUUCUUUCUGUCUUUUCUUUCUUUUUUUUUUUUUUUUUUUAAACGUACUUUGUAUCGGUGUAUAAAACAUUGAGGGAGAAGAUAAAAGAGAAAAAAAGGAGUAGAAAAGAAAGUCUAAAUAUUGUAGAUAUAUCAUGUAAUGGGCGAGGCGAUUCUUUUCUAUUCUUUGUUUUUGUUAUUGGAGUAAAAAGAAAAACGAGAAAAUAAUAAUAAUAACAAUAAUUAGUUGUGAGGCGAUUAUAUUAUUGAGAUUCAUUUUGUACUCUCCUUUUUUUUCUUUUCUUUUUAUAUCCCUGAAUAGUUUCAGUUUCUUCUUAUUAACCAAACGCUUAUUAUACUAUCAUUAAAUGAAUAAAUAUUAUAUAGUAAUAAUGAAUGUAUGUGAAUCUGACGAUGAGAAUUAUAACGACUAUGAGAAAAUGUUGGAUUGAAUUACACACGGUAAUUAACACGGUCGUGUGUGACGAGUUUGUAUGUUCGGUAGCUGUCGCGUUUUAUUUAAAGAAGGAAAAAAAAGAAGAAGAAAACAGAAAAAAAAAACAUUUAUGAAGAAAUAAAUUAAAAAAACAAAAAAAAAAAAAAAAGAAUCUUUUGUACAGUGAUGGGACGACGAGUGCUACAAGACUGAUAUAUAGCUCAAACGAAACGUAAUAAGAGAAUUAAAGAGAAAAAAGCGAAAAAAAAAAUGAAUAAAUAUAUAAUUAAAACCAGACAAAAAAAAAUCAGUAUAAUAAACUAUUUGAAGUGAGAAAUGCGUCUAAGCUGUGUGUUAUUACGAUUACGAGGAUUACUUUGAAAUUUUAUUCGUUACUUUUAAUUUAUUUUUCCUUUUUUUGAUUUGAACUUUUUUUUUUCUCUUUCGUUUUUCACCCCUAGAUAGGAAAAAAGAGAGAGCGAGGAAGUAAGAACAAAAAGACAUUAUUUUUAUGUAUGAAAUACUUUAGGAAAAGAAUUAGAAAAAGAUGAAGAACGAGACAAAAUAUUUCCUAUGUAAUUACGAAGAUAGAGAGAGAGAAAAAAGAAAGAAGAAUUACCAACAGCAAUUUAGCAAUUAAGAGCUGUAGAGCAGUUCUCAUUUAUUAAAAGUGCUACGAUAAAAAUCUCUUUUUCUUGUAGUUGAGAAAAGAAAGAAAAUCAAACAACACGAAACAAUAAUGAUGAGUAAAAAAAUCUUGAUUAACGAACCAGUUGAGUAACAAAAAAAGAAAAGGGAAUGAAAGAGGAAAAUGAAUAAAUAAAUUGAUUUUUGCAGAAAAAAAAAAAAUACAGAAGAAAUAAGUUUAAUGAUAAAAUUCAACAAAACAUUCGCGUUGUGUGUCUGUGAUUAAUACACCGAAACUCGUAGGAUAUUAUACAUAUAAUAAUUAUAAUAUUAAAAUAAUAAUAAUAACAAUAACAUUAGUAAUAAUAAUGUAAUGUAAUUGAUAAAGUUUUGGGUAGAUAUUAUGGAGAACGGAGAAUGGGAGGGCAAACAAACAAAAAAAAAAAGAAAAAAAACCCAAUGGAACAAAGAAUCAGAAUUCGACGGUUGAAUAUUGAAAAGAGAAAGAAAAAGAAGUACCUAUUAUAGCUGUAUUAUAUUGAGAUAAUUAGAAUAUCGUCGAUUGUCGUCGGACGACAGAUGCGAAAUAUUACAUUAUAAAAUUAAUAAUGAAUAUAAAAAAAAUUGCAAACAAAAAGAAAAAGUAAAAGAAGAUAAAGAAAAAGAAUAAAAUCAGAAGGGAAGAAAUCAUAAAUCUCACAGCGAUGCGGACAAAUCAUAAUAACUAUAAAGAGGAUAUUAAAUUAUUGAAUAAAUAAAUAAAUAAAUAAUUUGAAAAAUCAUGUUUCUAUUCAGAUAUAUCAUUAACUUGUUAAGAUAAUCAGAAGACAUUAAGAAUAAUGAAAAAAAGCAGAAAAAUUAUAAAAACAAUUUAUAGACUCUUAACUACGAUAGUUGUAAUACCUUUAUCGUCGUCGACGUCGUUUUUGAUGAUUAUUUUAUUCGACUUUCUAUUUUUUUGAUAGAAUUUUUAUUUUUCAUUUCUUUUUCAAAGGCAGCAAUCAGCUGUAUUGUGAUUUGUACGAAUCUUAUUCGAUUGGAGUAUUCUAAUUAUCUGUGAAAAAAAUUAACCUCACAGCUCGUCUCGCAGCUAUUCAUUUAUUCGAUAUUUUCUUAAACAAUCGCCAUUUUUUUUUUUAAUUCAAAAUAAAGUAAUCAGAACGAUCACCGGUAACGAUAUAACAAAAAUUCGAAAUAAUAACGAGACACGUUUGAUGUAUAAAAGAAAGUACAGUAAUUAUUAAGGAGUUUCGGAUAAACCGUAAAAUAACGCAAAAGAAGAAAAAAAAUGUAAAAAAAAAAAAAAACAAUUAUGAAAAUGAAUGGUGUCAUCAUCGUAAAUAUCGUGUAUAUCUAUACAUAAUUUAAUAUUGAAUAGAAGGGAAAAAAUGAAAGAAUGAAAAAAAAUGAGAACUUAGUCACUGUUUUUUGCUAUUUUUUUAUAUAAAACGUAAAAUCUAAAGUAAAUACAUAUUCUGUGUAUAUAUAUAUUAAAUAUUGUCGUAACUAUGAAUCGAUAACAAUUCAAAUACAACAUUAAUCUGUAUCAUAAAAAAUCUCGAAUGUGAUCAGCAUAAAUAUGUAAUAUAUAUUUAUUCACUUUCACAUUUCAUUCGAUCUUAUUGAUUCACUUCAAAUUGGGAUUUAUUUUAUAUUUCGUCAAUCGAUUCAGCGUGAAAUUAUAUAUGAAUAUUUUGGAGUUAUUCCAAUGGAGGAAAUAAAUUCAAAAAAGGACAAGGUAUGAUGAUACUGAUUUUGUAGAAAAUGAUGAGAAGCGUACCAUAAAGUAGUUAUUUUUGGAGAAUAAUAAUCAAAUUCGUUUUUUAUUUUCAAUUUUUUUCAAAUAGUUGCCAUUUUGAAAUAUUGUUAUCAUAAUUUAUUUUCAUGGCAUAAAUUAUUGUAAAUGUAUAUUAUAACGUGAAAAGAUUUCAAAAAAGUACCUAUAUACAAAGAAUUGAGGAAAAGUAGAGACGCGGUGGAGAGAAUGAUGUAAAAUCGAGAGAGAGAAAGAAAAACCUAAAUUAAAUAAAUGAUUAAAUUUAAAAUUAAAUUAAAUGAACAACAAAUCAAUAUGAAAGUAAAUUUUUUCUAAAUAACAUGGCAAUAUUCAAUAAGAGUUCCGUUAUCACGCGCGGUACCGGAUAUCUUUUCAGAAAGCAGAGCGAAAAUGAAAAAAGAAAAGAAAGCUUCAACGACAAGUAAAAUAAGUAACGUGAAAAACUAAACUACUAAUAUUGUUACUACGGUCACCUACUACUACUACCACUGCUACUACCACUAUUACUACUACUACUACUACUACUACUACUACAUGAUACGAUUUACUAUAGCAAAUAAAUUACGUCUACGAAAAGGAGAUGGAAACAAAAAUAAAUGAAUGAAUGAACGAAAAGUAAAAAUAUGACAAAAAACAAAAAGUAACACUAGACUGUAAAACUUAACUGUAUUAAAUGUAUAAAUGUGUAUCCCGAUGAACUUCUCCCGAAUUCUCUGGACAAAUAUCAUUAUCGUUAUUAUUAACAUUAUUAUUACUAUUAUUAUUAUUAUUAUCGUUAUUGUUAUUAUUAUUACUAUUAUUAUUAUUUUAUCAAUAGUAUUAUCAUCAUUACAAUUAUUCCUAUUCUUACGAUUAUUAUUUUUAUUACGUAUGUAUAUUUUUUUUUUUUUCUUUUUUCUCAUGUAUACGCGAAAGAUGCAUGACGCAGCUAUAAUUAUAAUAAUGGCGAGGAAAAAGGAAGAAGAAAAGAAUAAAAGGUCAAUAACGUAUAAUCGAUUUAUAAUCGUGAAAAAAAAGAGAAAAAACAAAAAAUGUACAGGCGGCAGAUUCGGAAAAAUUUAAUGUCAAUUUAUUACUAAUUGUUUUGCAAAAAUAUUUAAUUAUUUAUUAAAUUUCGUUUUAUUUUUUUCCUCCUAUUAUCAUUAUUAUCAUUAUCAUUGUUCUUAUCAUUAUAAUAAUAAUUAUUAUUAUUUUCCUUCGACAAUUCGCCAUGUGAUCGGGACGUGGAGCUUUUUUUCCGAGCUCCGAUAAAAUGUCCUUUGAAAUUAUAUAAACCUAAUUUCGGAACGUUUUUUUUUUAUUUUUUAUUUUAAUUUAUUUCAUUUUACGCGCCCUCGAUUUUUUUUCUUGCUAUCGAUGCCAAUAACUCGCAGAGACGGAGACUGCAGUGAAUUGAAAAAACAAAUAAAUAAAACAAAUAGAAGAUCGACAAAAAAUGAUUUUUUGAAACUAAGAAUGAUUAUUAACGUAACUCGAUAUAAUGUAUUUCAAGCAUAAAAUAUACAUUAUGUUUACAUAAAUUCAUAUGUAUGUAAAUAUAUCGAAAAUGAUUCUCUUAUUAUAAAAAAUGGAAGAAAAAAAUUGCGCAGAAUUUCACUCGGUUUAUGUUAUUCUAAUAAAUUAAUUAUUGUAAUAUGUAAUAAUUAAAAAUCUAUUACGUUUAUGACGAGAAGAACAAGAAAAAAAUAUAUAUAUAUAUAUGUACGAAUAAUUAUGAAGGAGUAAUAUAGACAAUGAGAGAAGAGAAGUAAAAACAUACUACGAUAGAUUGGGAGAAAUGAAGAAAAAAAAAUAACAAAAAAUGAACAAGAAAAAACUGAAAAAAACUUUUUGAACGUUGUAAAUAGUGUAAAUAAUGCUUUGUACAUGUUGAAUACUUGUAAUGUAAAUGAAAUGAAAAAGGAAAACUCACAAUAAAUGAAUAAAAUAAUGAAA
Molecule: messenger RNA, 10583 nt
Organism: Athalia rosae (coleseed sawfly)
Lineage: Eukaryota; Metazoa; Arthropoda; Insecta; Hymenoptera; Athaliidae
Gene: Cirl
Product: latrophilin Cirl
Exons: 16
Coding region: 1710-5744 (1344 amino acids)
Biological process (GO): adenylate cyclase-activating G protein-coupled receptor signaling pathway; cell surface receptor signaling pathway
Cellular component (GO): membrane
Molecular function (GO): G protein-coupled receptor activity; carbohydrate binding
Source: RefSeq, a predicted model, not a curated record